AUGCUAUCUAGAGAGAUAUUGAAUGGUCCAAAUGCAACUGAAUUUGAUAUGAUGAUAUUUCAGGAUCUUUUUAUUGCUAAAGAGUUUGGUGCUGCUGGAUUAAUUUUAUUUCCUUAUCAAGGAAUAUUAAAUGCAUCAAUUAAUAGUUCUGCAACAAAAGAUGAUCAAGUGCAUUCUGGCCGUUGUAGUGAAUUACUUCAUAUCAAAGAAAUAUCAUAUGAAGAAGAUGGGCAACUUAAGACAUCUUUUCAGAUGAUUCCGGUUUUUCUUAUUUCAUUUGAAGAUGCUACUAAUUUUUUAAGACAAAUGGUGGGGCCAAAGUUUCCUGAUAAUUGGAUAAUUAAUGAUACAUUUUCUUAUAAACUUGGACCAGGAUUUGAAAAUAAGAACAAAAUAAAACUGGAAAUUAAAAUUGAAAAUGACAGAAAUCAAACUGAUUAUAUUAUUAUUGGAAAAAUUUUUGGAGGAAGAGAAACAGAUCGAUCAGUGAUGAUAGGAAUGUCAAAACAGUUUGGACAAUUAAGAGGAAUUUCUACUUUAUUAGAAAUUGCACGCAUCUUUGGAAACUCAAUAAAGAAUGGAAGAAGACCUAGAAGAAAUAUCUUAUUUUGUGUAUGGGGUUUUUCUGAUAUAGAAUCCUUUAGCUUUUACAAAUGGAUAAUAGAGAAUCAUAAGAAGUUAGAAGGUGAAUUAGUUUCAUAUAUAGAUGUGUCAUCUUUAAAAUCUCCCAAAAUAACAAGUUCACCAUUACUGUAUGAAAAAGUUUUAAAUAUUAUAAAUAAAAUAUCCAAAAUAAACAAAAUAACAAAAGAAAAAAAUUCAAGAUGGCUGAAGAAGAUUAAUGAUGAUAUACCAGAAAAUUGCAUUGAAGGAAAUAGUUUUGAUCCACUUUAUUUUAAAUUUGGAAUUUCAACUAUUCAUUUUAAAUUCAACUGGAAUUUGUAUAAUGUGAUAUCGGGACAGAUUUUGUUAGAAACAAUUCAAUCAUUAUCUGACGAUUCAGUCCUUUCUUUUACUUAUGAAGAAUACAUUUCUUAUUUUAAAAAUGCAACACAUUAUCUCAAGAAGCAAUAUAAAAAUUUUUUUAAAGAAAAUGGAAUAGCAUUAAAUUCCCUUGAAUUGGCUAUUAAAGAAUUUGUUCAAGUAGAAGAAAUAUUUAUGAAAAAUUUAAAAGUUAACUCUAAAAAUUCUGAUGAAAUAAGAAGUAUUAAUGAUAUAUUAAUGAAGACUGAAAGGACAAUGAUCGGUUUUAAUCAUUUUCCACUAAGAAAUGACUAUAGACAUAUAUUGUUUGGGACAAAUAUAUCCAAUAUUUGUAACGUAAUCAGUUUUCCUGGAAUAGACAAUUUGUAUUUUGAAAGUAAAAUUAAACCUGGAAAGUCUUUUCAAGAUGAUAUAACAAAACACAUUGCUACAAUUGCAUUUCACAUUGAAAGCCUCGCAAAAAUAUUACAUGGAGGUUUGUGGUACAUGUCUUUCGUUGAGAUGUGACAAGAAUGAAAUAAUUUAUAACCAAGAUUUCAAAAGUGAAGAUCUGCUUAAAGUAUGUUCGUCACUUUGUCGCAAAAAAAAAAUCUAAGAUUAAUUUUUAUACUUUAAGAACAACUUUUAUAUACUUAAACAUAUUUUACACAAUAAUAAAUAAAUAUUUUUA
Messenger RNA from Centruroides sculpturatus (bark scorpion), 1654 nucleotides. Its product is annotated as N-acetylated-alpha-linked acidic dipeptidase 2-like. Bases 1 to 1491 code for a protein of 496 amino acids. The transcript is spliced from 15 exons. The record is from RefSeq and is a predicted model, not a curated record. NCBI's taxonomy places the organism in Eukaryota, Metazoa, Arthropoda, Arachnida, Scorpiones, Buthidae. Gene Ontology annotation, molecular function: carboxypeptidase activity.